GUUUUUAUACCACUCACACACACUUUCACUCAUCAGCCUUCUCAGAGCUGUGAUCCUGACAUUAACAGCCAGUCGAGUGUGACUAAAAUAAGUCAUGGAGGAACCGCUGCGAGUCAACCUGACCUACGUCACUGAACGCAUCAUCACGUUGUUCUGCCCUCCUUACUGUGCAGAGGACACGUACCUGAGGAGCCUGCAGGAGAUCAUUCUCAUGCUGCAGUCCAAGCACGGACACAACUACAUGCUCAUUAACGUAUCACAGAAGAAUAACAGCCUCACACAGAUGAACCAUAAGGUUCUGGACACAGAUUGGGUGGAUCACUUGGCUCCCAGCUUGGAUCAGAUUUUCAGUGUGUGUAGGACGAUGGAGAACUGGCUGCAGGCGAACGUGAAGCAUUUGCUGGUUAUACACUGCAGGGGAGGUAAAGGACGGCUCGGAGUCCUGAUCGCCUCUUACAUGCACUUCGUGAACACGUCAGCCAGUGCAGACCUUUAUCUCGACCACUUCGCCAUGAGGAGGUUCUACAACGACAAGCUGUCCGGCCUGAUGACCCCCUCGCAGAAACGCUACGUGUGGAUGCUGGCGAGGGUUUUGAAAGGAGGACUGAGGGUGUGUCCGUCUUCGUCUUUCCUCCUCUGCGUUGCUCUGUACUCUCUUCCCAAGAUAAGAGCAGAUGGAGGGUGUUGUCUCUUUCUGAGGGUCUACCAGAGGCUCCAGCCUGUGUGCACAUCAGCAGUUUACCAUGUUCCUGCAGGACAGACGGACCGACUCUACUUUAUACUGCAGCCGGCUCAGCUGCUCACAGGAGACAUCAUGGUGGUGUGUUAUGAUAAAAACAGCAGGUCAGACCGACGUCAGGUCCUCUUCCGUCUCCAGUUUCACACCGGCCUCGUGCACCAACACACGCUCACUUUCCUGAAGGCCGACCUGGACUGUGCCAGUGAAGAUUCUCGGUUCCCAGACGAUGGAAAAGUGGAGUUGUUUCUUUCUGAGAGUCCUGAAAAGAUUAGAGGCAGAGAGCUGUGGCACAACAGCGACUCUGUGACCGUUGACUACGACACCUUGGACCCAUUGGUCAGACAAGACUCGUUCAGAGAAACGUCUCCCUCUCAAACAGCUCCACCCCAUGUUCUCGAUGGCGGCUUGUACGCCGGCGUGAGGAAGAAGAGCGGUGAGGAAGGAGUUUCCUUCCCACUGACCAGCAGCAGUCCCAGCUGCAGCGACCGAGCUCCGUCCGCCAGCAGUGAUUCAGGCCUGUCGGUCACCUCGCAGGGGAGGACCAGAGCCGGGCAGAGGAGAGGACCAGUGCAGGACAAGAGCCCCCAGGCAGUGAGGCUGCUCUCUGGGGUUGACUUUGAGAUUGUUCAGCCUCUUCUGGAGGUCAUGGCUGAGCUCGCUGCGUGCGGUGGAGGGGGAGUAGAGGUGGCUCGAGAUGAGUUUGGACUGGGACAAACUAUCAACGGAGAGGCUUCAUCCAGCGAGAGGGAGACUGACAUACUGGACGAUGAGGACGAAGCAGAUGCAGCAGCUGCUUCUGCUUUAGACAAGCCGAGCUCAAGUGGUAUCUGCUCAUUGUACUCAACACGUUCCUGGGUACGGCAGCAGCAGAUGGCAGAUGUUGUUGGUGAUAAUGACCAUGACAUGGGUGCGGAGAGGAGGUUGAGUCGAGAGAGAACAGAGAUGCCGCCGCCUCUGGUGGCUCCCAACACACCGCCUCGAGGAAUCAGCUGCAGCCAGGCUGUGCAGAGAGGACCGCUGGUCGAGGAGCGGGCGCACCACGUCACACAAAACACUGCACAAAGUUCAUCUCACCACGAGGAUGAUUUGGCAACGCUGACCACAGACGUCGACGAGUCCAUAGAGCAGCUGAACCAGCUGAUUCUUGAUUUGGAUCCAACUUUUGUUCCUGUUCCAAACAGCUGUGCCCCCCUGUCCCGCUCUGCCUCCCUGUACACCAACGGCCUCAGCCACAAGGGAAACACACAUCUGUCAGGGUGGAAGCAGCAGCAGCAGGUCAGCGACGUGACGGACUACGCUAGUCUACGUAGUCCAGGAUGGACAGAGGGCGGGCCUCAGACCUGCAGGGGCUCCCCCGCCUACAGUCCCUCUUUCUCACCUCCUAAGAUUCUCCACAAAGCCAACAGCACAAACUACCCGGGACACGCCAAUAGCCCGGUC
Molecule: messenger RNA, 2179 nt
Organism: Paralichthys olivaceus (Japanese flounder)
Lineage: Eukaryota; Metazoa; Chordata; Actinopteri; Pleuronectiformes; Paralichthyidae
Source: RefSeq, a predicted model, not a curated record